Molecule: messenger RNA, 2709 nt
Organism: Lolium perenne
Lineage: Eukaryota; Viridiplantae; Streptophyta; Magnoliopsida; Poales; Poaceae
Source: RefSeq, a predicted model, not a curated record
AUGACUGAGAUAAUCAAUGCUGCCAGCGGGAUGACAGACGCUCAUUAUCAAUUUGAUGAAUCAAUGUCAUUACAGCAAGGAUUCUCAUACUUGGCUUUAUUAAAUGGAGAUAUUGAAGUGAACUACUCAUCAAAAACGACAAAUAUGCAGGGACACACAUUCUUGGAUGAUGAAGGAACAUCUGAGAGAGCAACAAAUCCAGGCAUGCAAAACAGCAAUGAGCAUGACGAAACUGAAGACAAACCAUGGGAAUCAAGCUUCUUUCACGACAUGCAACUCGAUGAGGUUUUCGAUCAAGUCAAUGAACAAGAUGGGACAAAUAAACAGGACUUUGACAAUUCAUGCAAUCUCGAAGGAAAGAAGGCUACCAAUGGUGAAGGUGACGAUGCAAAAAUACAUGAUUCUGAGAGAUCAAGUCAAAAUGGAGAAGAACAAAACAAAAACAUCACUGAGGAAGAUGUGGAGAGAUUCCUAGAGAAUGAUGAGCAAGGAACAGAUCAAAAUAAUGAAAAAGAAUCUGAAAAAGGUUGUUCAACAAUAAUAGAAGACCUAAUGCCAGUGAAGGGGAUGGAAUUCAAAUCAAGGGACGAGGCACACAAUUUCUUGAACAUGUAUUCUUAUGCUGCUGGAUUUUCUAUAGCUGUGGUCUCAGUGUAUCGCACAACAAGCAAGAAGAGAAAUAAUGAGAUAACAAGGGUGACAGUAAAAUGCAGUAAACAUGGACACAACACAGAUGCUGAAAAUGAACAGGUGGUGGCACAGAGACAAACAACGGUGUUUGUAAGGACUGAUUGCAAGGUGGAGAUGGUAAUCAAUGAGAAAAGGGGGGUUUGGAUAAUAACUAACCUCAAGCUUGAUCACAAUCAUCCUCUUGAGCCAGGUGGUAGGUUCUUCCGGUCACAUGUCUACAUGACAAAAGAGGAGAAAUCAAUAAUAAGACAUAUGAAGCAAUGUAACAUUCCAACAAGGAAUAUUGUUUCAGUCUUAGCACACAUGAGAGGCGGAAUGGAGCAGCUUCCAUACAACAAGCGCAAAGUCUGUAACUAUGCAUCAAGUGUGACCAGGGAACUAAAACACAAUGAUCUCCAGGAGGUACUGACAUGGUUCAACAAAAAACAAGCUGAAGAACCUGGUUUUUACUACUCUCUCGACCUAGAUGGAGAGAAUAAGGUUAGAAGCAUUUUCUGGUCGGAUGCAAGGGCGAGGCAGUACUAUGAUCUAUAUGGAGAUUGCAUAUGUUUUGACACUACAUUCUUGACAAACAAAUACAACUUGCCCUUUGCUCCAUUUGUUGGCAUAUCACCACAUGGAAAAACUUAUUUGUUUGCUUGUGCAUUCAUCAUAAAUGAACAAGCAAAUACAUUUGAAUGGUUGUUCAGACAGUUUCUAACAGCUAUGGGUGGCAGACAGCCUCAAUCAGUUAUGACUGAUCAGUGUAGGUCCAUGGGCAGUGCGAUUAAGCUUGUUUUCCCAAAAGCAACACACAGAAAUUGUUUGUUCCAUGUGAAGAAAAAUUGCGAUGACAAAAAUGGACCAACAUUUGCAGAGAAUGAAGGUUUGUAUGAGGAAAUGCAAGACAUUAUUGAUAACUCAUUGACAGAACAUGAAUUUGAAACAUUAUGGCCACAAAUGAUUGAGAAGCACAAUGUUGCAGGCGUGAAAGUAUUUGAUGACAUGUGGACCAACAGAAAGAAGUAUGUCCCAGUAUACUUCAAAACAAAAAAAUUCCCAUUUAUCCAGACAACAGCUAGAAGUGAAGCAACGAAUGCCUUGUUCAAAAAAGGAGUAGAUGCACAGUUUAGCAUGACGAGCUUCCUAAGAGAGUAUCAGAGAAUAAUGGACACGAUACAUGCAAAUGAAGAUGAGUUGGACAACAAGGUUGAAAACAAGAAAGUCCUACCAACUAAAUUCUUGACAAAGUACUACAUAGAAAGACAAGCUCAUGACCUAUACAACCUUGCAAUUUUCAGAAAGUUCCAACACACACUCAAGGAUGUUACAAGACUUCAUGUUCGAGAGCAGGAAAAAGACAAAGUUUUUGUCUUGUUCCAGGCAAGCAAUUGUGAAAUAAAAGAGUACAGGCAGAGAAACUACAUAGUGCUAGUAAACUUACCGAAAGAGGAAUACUCAUGCGUCUGCUGCAAGUUUGAGAAGGACGGCAUUUUGUGCUCUCAUAUUCUAAAAGUUAUGCUGCACCUUGAAGUGGAAAAAAUUCCAGAAAAAUACAUCAUUGAAAGAUGGCGAAAGAAGAGCAAAAAAGUUAACUACAGACUUCCUGCGCCAGAAGAAAUAGACAACAAUUGUCUAAGGUACAGCUUAUUAACAAGAAUCCUGACGCAGACAGCAUCAAAAGGAUCUAAAAGCAGAGAAAAAUGCCAAUAUCUGAUACAGGAAGCAAAAAGAAUAGAAGAACAUAUGGAUGCAAUGGACAGAGUAUCUGAAGACACUGGAGAAACACAUCAAACAGAUCAUGCCACAUCAACAAGAACAGUCUCAAACUUGUUCAAUGCAUCACUGUGUGAUGGUUCAAGUGCAACAAUAGAUAUACUUGACCCUGACCAUGCUCACACGAGAGGACGCCCAAGGAUGCUCACAAUAAAAGAGAAGAUAAAGCAGAACAAGUUGUACAAAUGCUCACAUUGUGGCAGUGAAAUAGAUCUGGUUGGCAAACUGAAUCCUGAUAUGAAUAAUAUCUUCUUUGGAAAAUAA